ACAACACAAAGAUGGCGCCGAAUACAAACCCCGAUACUACAUUUGCGGGACUUCCACCUUUUCCAGAGGACGUCCCGACUGCCCCUCUACUCCGUCUCUCUCUGAAGAAGCUCGCUGAGCGAGACAAAGGAGAGAUUCAGAGGCUGAAUGCUGCUUGCGAAGACCUCGGGUUCUUCUAUUUGGACCUCCAGGAAGCGAGCCUAGUGCCAGAUAUACUCCAUGAUGUCGACGAGUUAUUCCAGUUAGGUUCUCGACUUUUCGAGCUGCCCCUAGAGGAGAAGCAGAAGUACGAUCUCAGCAGCCAGAACUCGUACUUCGGUUACAAGGCACAAGGAGCGGCCGUUGUCGAUCGUCAAGGGAACCUAGAUAGAAACGAGUUCUAUAAUGUUUCGAAAGACGAUAUCAUGGGCGUUUCGGAACCCCUACCAGCUCCGGAGAUCGUCAAUAAAAAUCGCAAGACACUCAAUACCUUCAUGACGAGCUCUCACUCCAUUGUAACGCUCAUCCUUGACCUUUUGAACGAGAGCCUGGGGCUGCCAGGAUCUACCCUCACCAACCUCCACCGUCUUCGGGCUGUAAGCGGCGAUCAAGUGCGUUUCGUCAAGGCGCCUCCUCAGCCCGUCGAUGACCGUCGCACCGCUCUAGGCGAGCACACGGAUUUUGGAAGUGUCACGAUCCUUUUCAACCGUCUGGGAGGCUUGCAGGUUCUCCCACCAGGCGCAGAUGCAGACUGGGUGUAUGUACGCCCGUUAGCCGGUCACGCCAUUGUCAAUCUUGGAGACGCAAUGGUGAAGUUCACAAAUGGGCUGCUUCGGUCGAAUAUUCAUCGUGUUGUUUCCCCUCCUGGGAAGCAGGCAAGCUGCACAAGGUACAGUCUGGUAUAUUUCGCGCGGCCAGAGGACGAUGUUCCCUUGAGACGGUUGGAGGGUUCUUCUCGGAUUCCUGCGCUGGACGAGGGUUUUGUGGAAGAAGACAUCAACAGUAAAGACUGGAUUAUUCGCCGUGCUCUGGGUCGGAGGGUCAACGUACCUGGGAUCGAUUAUGAGAAGUCAGCGGGGACGGAGGUUCUGAGUAGGAGGUUGAAAGCGUAGUCACCAUUUCAUUCAUUUCAAGUUUGCUAUAUUUACCGAAGCAGAAUAUUAAGCCCGAACUGAGGCUUCUUAAUUUCUGGGUAUUGGCAGAAAGGUGUAAAGGAUGCUGCCUGCACGUGAAG
Molecule: messenger RNA, 1213 nt
Organism: Aspergillus calidoustus
Lineage: Eukaryota; Fungi; Ascomycota; Eurotiomycetes; Eurotiales; Aspergillaceae
Source: the annotation of a GenBank genome assembly